Messenger RNA from Tuber aestivum (summer truffle), 2150 nucleotides. The record is from the annotation of a GenBank genome assembly. NCBI's taxonomy places the organism in Eukaryota, Fungi, Ascomycota, Pezizomycetes, Pezizales, Tuberaceae.
UUCUGCAGCCAUGUCGCUUCCUCGCACAGAGUCAUCACGCGAUGUGAGACAAAAGCUUGAGUAAGGACUAACUUAGGAGGCGAGGCUCGCAAAGAUCCGAGAAAUCAAGGGUUCGAGCGCUUGUCGAGCAUGACCCUCAUUGUUGGUUUCCCUGAUAUGGUAAUCCAUCAUAUCAUGCCAACAUACGGUGCCGUAGGAUGUAGAUAAGAUUCCUAGUAUUGACCGCGACGGCUAAACUACCGUGGCAGAGUGCCGGUAUCAGCAGCGCAUGAAUUAUAUAACAGACAACCCCUUCGAUCAUCCACGAUCUGUUCAAGCAUCGCGAAAUUUGUGGCACUGCGAGUAUAGGUAGGUACUGUACCCACCCGUACCGAAAAUAGCCACCGCAAACAAACAAAUCCCCACCAAUCAGGCUACAACGACACGACAGGCCAAUUCUCGCGAUUCGAGAAUCCUGUGGCUCCGGAACAGGCUGUAUCAAUCUGAGCAAGAACGGAAAAAAUCCCGAUGUCGAACUAUACGGAGGAGAGAAUGUCCUCCACUACUCGAGCAGAAAUUGCUCAGGAAUUGAUUGACGUGGUUGAUGCAGUGCCAGAUGUAGGAGAGGCUGGACCUUCCCACGAGGUGAGUUGACGGCCUUAAAGCCUUAACACUUUGCUUACAACCACCGGAAGGAAAAGAAGGGAUCCAAACACGACAGUCGUGACUCCUCCACCCUCAAGGAGGAGGCGGAGAAACCGCUGCCGAGGGAACCAACGGAGGAGAGCUCGAGAUCCCAAGUCAAGGAAAGUGCAAAUACGAGCAAUGGGUCAGAGGAAUCUCGCUCGCGGAAGGAAUCGAACUCGAAUCAACAGCCCUGCUUCGAGAGUAGGCUCCGAAGAGAAGUGAGUGAAUUAAGACCUAGAAGCUCGAGGGAAAAACAGCUUAUAAAAACUCAAGGAUAUUGUGGCAAUGUGCCCGUGGACAGAAUACGAAAUGUCCAUCACCGACCUUGAUCAUUGUUUCAACCAGAUCCGAACCCUUCCUUCGCUCAUCGAUAGACUGAAAGAAUUGAGCGAGGAGAACGAAAAACUCAGAGCUCUGCAGGACGAUAUGCUCUCCGGAAUCGACCGUUUCCAUCCAGCUCCUGAUUCCGCUAUUGUGGAAAAGGUGGCAGGAUUGCGGGGUCUGAUCAGGAUUUUCUCCAAGAUGUAUGCGCGCCAAUUGAAGAGCAUCAAGGAAGGGCCGUCGGUGCGGGAUAGGCUCAAGGGCCGUACCUUGACAGCGCUUAUCGACGACUCUAUAUGGGAGGACUCGAGGAAUGUAGUCUUGCUGGCCGAGAGCGUUAUCUGGAAGAAGAUUAUUGACGAUGUGUUCUGGAGCCCUUUCCAGAUAUUUGGGGAACGGUUGGAAGAUACGUGGAAAGCCAUUUUCGACGAAGGUAAGCUCUUCUUCAAUCCACAUGCAGCUUCGGAAGCUGAGUCUCUCCAGACGGCAAGGAAUCAGCGGAUCCCUAUCCCUUUGCUAGCGAGCAAUCAGAAAAGUGGAGGAAUGCCACCGUCCUUCACCUAACCAGCAAAGCCAACAAGAACCCGGAGAAGGCAUCGGCAGUAGCCACGACCAUCCUCGAGCAGUUGGAAGAUAGGCUCUCCUCCAUACUCGGAAUCAACAUGCUCAAGGCGCUCGAUCGUGAAUCGUUAAGGAAGAUCGUUAUCGACUCCUGCGAGUUUGCAGCCCUGCUCGGCCAACAGCGCUGCCGAUUGAGAUUCUACACGCCCGAAGCCGGCAUACAUUUCGACACAAGCGACAAUAGGCAAAAGCUCGAGGCGAUUGGCAGUGACGAGAUCCAGUUCGGGAAGGUGGCUUUCGUGUCGGCGCCCGAGUUGAGGAAAUGGGGAAAUGGGUAUGGGCAGAAUCUGGAGGAAUUGGAUGUAAUUGCCGGAGCGCGCGUGAAGGUGGUUGAAUUAUCUUGAUGGUCUCAUCCCCCUCAUGUACGACAUUGGGCCCGGUUACCGUAUAGUUAUGGUGUUUGCCCCCCGCAGUUGUAUAAUAAUAAUUCUACGAUGGCGUGAUAGUUCUAUCAUCAAUUUCGAGUAGGCUGUCCGUCAGUGCCGGAACUCCUCAGAGAACAGUUCCCUUGGGCACGAAUUUUUAACCCACUCUGUUGGAGA